CUUUCAGCAUUGUCAAUUGCUAAUACACUAUCAGCGAUGAUAAAUGACAAAAGAAUCUAUAGGAAAAGCUUUCAGUCAUCUAGCACGGCAGAAUUCGAAUCCACGUAA
This is a messenger RNA of Brugia malayi, 108 nucleotides long. RefSeq lists its product as uncharacterized. The record is from RefSeq and is a predicted model, not a curated record. The transcript has a single exon. The annotation marks the transcript as partial. NCBI's taxonomy places the organism in Eukaryota, Metazoa, Nematoda, Chromadorea, Rhabditida, Onchocercidae.